Clupea harengus (Atlantic herring) is the source of this 2288-nucleotide messenger RNA. RefSeq names its product terminal nucleotidyltransferase 2 (gene tent2). Gene Ontology annotation, molecular function: poly(A) RNA polymerase activity. Gene Ontology annotation, biological process: RNA 3'-end processing. Lineage: Eukaryota; Metazoa; Chordata; Actinopteri; Clupeiformes; Clupeidae. The record is from RefSeq and is a predicted model, not a curated record.
GCCUUGUCACCCGGAUGUAGUUAGCGCAAUACAAACAAGCUUUGCUCACUAGCUAGCAAGUAAAGGACUAUUUACUGUUGCAGGUAAGGGAUCUGAGAGCCAGCCCUCUUGGCAAAAGAAUCAAUGUCCCUCUCGAGUGAAAACGAGUAUGUUCUCAAGAUCACCAGGCUUUCCCCAUAAACAAAGGCAAAACAAUGGUCUGCUUAGUCAAUUCCCAGUACCACCCAUCUUCUCCCCGCAGCAACUUGUCGAGGUUCAGAGGAACCGAACGAACUCAAAUUCCCAUGGACUCCCAUUUUGUUUGCCUGUCAUCCCCACCUAUCAGUGGAAUCAUGCUUCCAGCACGCCGCCUCCUGUUCUACAUGGAUCUCCACUAGCGAAGGGCAGAAAGAGGAGGGGUGAUGACCAUGGCCAGUUUGAAUUGAAGAGGCAGUGCUACAGCCCUCCAGGCCUCUACGUCAGACCACUAGCCAAAGCAUCAGGUUCCCCCCUACCCAACCGACUGCAAACAGACAGGGCGGCAGUCACCCAUCCUAGUAGUCCCCGCCAGGCCAGUUCUCCUCUGUUGUCCCCUAGACCAGCGAGUUGUUUGCCAUCUUUUGGAGAGGCGUCUCAGGAUAGUGACCUGAUACGUCUGCAGUCCGCUGCCAAGGAUAAGCUGAGUCAGCAGAUUCUGGAGCUUUACCUGUCGUGCCAGCAACAAGAUGACGACCUGGAGAAGAAGGAGCUCUGUCGAGCACAGCUGCAGAGGGAUAUCCAGAGGCUCUUUCCAUUUUCAAGGAUUUACCUGGCUGGGUCUUCUCUCAAUGGCUUUGGGAGCAGAAGUAGUGAUGCAGACUUGUGUCUUGUCAUUCAAGAGGGAUCUGUAAACCAGAAACAAGAUGCUGUACAUGUGCUUAGUCUUGUUCAGAAGUUGUGUUACACACUAUCUUACAUUGACAGACCUCAGGUCAUCCGAGCAAAAGUGCCCAUCAUGAGGUUUAGAGACAAAAUAAGUGGUGUGGAGUUUGAUUUGAACGUCAACAAUAUUGUUGGGAUCAGAAAUACUUUUCUACUAAGGUCUUAUGCAUACAUUGAGAGACGGGUCCGUCCCAUUGUCCUCGUUAUAAAGAAGUGGGCGGGCUACUACAGGAUCAAUGACGCGAGUCGUGGGACGCUGAGCAGCUACACACUUGUCCUGAUGGCCCUUCAUUACCUCCAGACCCUGCCCCAGCCUGUCAUUCCUUGCCUUCAGAUGGAUUACCCAGAGUGCUUCAACCCCUCCAUGGAUAUCCACCUAGUGCCGAAUGGACCAAGGAACAUACCUCCCUUCAUCUCCAAGAACCAGUCCACACUGGGGGAAUUAUUUCUGGGCUUCCUGAAGUAUUAUGCUACUGUUUUCACAUGGGAUAAGUACGUCAUCUCAGUGCGUCAGGCCAAAGCCAUCCCCAAGACCAACUGCACAGAUUGGAGGAAGUUCAUCUGUGUGGAGGAGCCAUUUGAUGGGUCGAAUACAGCCAGAGCAGUUCAUGAGAAGGACAAGUUUGAAGCCAUCAAAUCCCAGUUCCAUGCGUCCUGGCAGGUACUGCAGCUGAGGAAGGACCUGAACUCAGUUCUGCCCCUGCGACAGUCCAAGCAGAAGAGAUAAUGGACUUCCCAUCCAUGCCCUCUGGACAUGUCAAGCUGCUCUUGAAAUAAAUCAUUUGGAGGUUGCAAAAUCACGCUGUGUGCUUUUGGAAUGAUGAGAAGGUGCUGAAGCUAUCAACUGUGCAUCAGCAACUGCUCUGACUGGUUAUGAUGUUUUGGUCCUCCUUGGAAAGUGAAACCAAGUUGUUAUGUGGCACACAGCGUGUAUGUCAAUAAAGUGGAGGUCUGGCCGUUAAGUGAAUGCAUUCAAGUGGCAGAGACCUUUCAGAAGGUUUUCACAUUAGAAGCUGCAUCUCCUCCCAGUGUUUCAAUCUCAUCUAGUGUUCAACCUGAGAAUUCUGGAAUGCUUCUGAGGCUCAGCUGAGCUGUACAAAGUUAUUUCUGGUUUAUUUUCUUUCGUAUUCCCACAGAGGAAUUACGUUUAAUGUAAAUAUCAGUUGUGAGAGGGUGCAUUUUGCUUUGGGAAAGGCAUGGGAGGCUCUGUUCUUAUUUGUAUCUUAUUCCAACUCCAAAUUUUCAGACACACCAGGUGUACACGGACUCUCAUUUGGAGGGCUGCAGUUCACUCCUUUUACCAGUGAAGUUUAUGGGGUGUUUGUUCCUUUUUGUACUUUUGUACAAUCUUUUAUGUGUGUAUUUAAUGAAUUAAAUUUAUGAAGCUG